Molecule: messenger RNA, 363 nt
Organism: Symbiodinium pilosum
Lineage: Eukaryota; Dinophyceae; Suessiales; Symbiodiniaceae
Source: the annotation of a GenBank genome assembly
AUGGCUGAUCAGUUGACCGACAUUGAUGGCAAUCCGCGCGAGCUUGAACCUGGCGAGAAGCCGCUAGAGCUUUCAGCUGGAUGCAAGGAUUUCGUUGAGGUGAACAAGGCCUGCGACAGCGAAAUCGAGCAGUUCUGCCAAGGAAUGUACUAUCAUGGGGACACCAUGACAUGCUUAACUCAGUGGACCAGCCCGAGCGACCUGAGCAGCAGCUGCACGGCAGCUUUACCGAAGCAGGCUGGGGAAGGUUUGGAUAGGGUUACAUGGGAUUAUAUCGGGGUUAUAUCGGGAUUGUAUAGAGGUAUAUAUAGGGAUUUGGGGAAGGGUCGAAGGCAGCGUCUUAAACUCAAGCUUUCUGUUUGA